AUCCUACAACUAUCACAUCCAAAGUCGAACGAGUUGCGAAUAAGCAUUAUUAAUCAUAAGCAUGCAAUGAAUAAUCUGAUUGGGUCUCGAUUCGGCCCAGAAGAUGCGUCGCCCACCAGAUGCCCAUUACAGCUUCACGAUACCCUCCAUACACGAUGAUACGACGCUCGACUGCCGCCUAUACCACCCCGAUGUCCUACUUAAGCCGAAAGACUCGAGUGAAAUCGUACAAUGGAAGAGAAGGGGCAUCGUCAUGGCACAUCCGUAUGCUUCAAUGGGUGGCAGCUACGAUGAUCGGGUAGUGGGUAUCGUGGUAGAGGAGUUUCUACACGCUGGGUGGAUGGUGGGCACGUUCAACUUCAGAGGUGCAAACACGUCUAAAGGACGUACCAGCUGGUCCGGAAGACCUGAGCUGGACGAUUACAAUUCCUUCGCUGCAUUCUUCAUGCAUUACAUGUCCUACAUCCAGCCGCAUCUUACAAAGACUCCCGGUGUCGCUUUCACGCCCAAACAGUCGCCAAUACCACCUGAAAUGCGAGAAGCAGCGCAGACACAACCGGAUACUUGUCCUGUAGUCGUGUUAGGAGGGUACUCAUAUGGCUCCCUCAUUCUCAAGAACCUACCGCCUGUACCUACCAUACUACAACCCUUCUCUGCCCCGUUGGCGGGCUCUGCGGCCGACGAGAUAAUUCUUCGUGCGCGCAAGUUGGCAGCCCAGAGCAAUCUGGAUUGGAUAAACCUCGCUCGAGAUGAGACCCGAGCGAGGAAGAGCAGCUCAGGUCACGAUCUGACCAGUCCAGUCAUGAUUGGUGGAGAAGAAACCAGCCCACAUAAAAGGAGAAGCAGCAGGGACGUCAAGAGAAACCUUGAGGGAGGUACGCGUCUAGAGAUACGAACGCGGCUGAGAAGCCUUAGUCACAGGCGGCACGACCACAAUGAAGCAAUAUCAACACCAGAUACGAAGAGUGUGUCCAUCACCAUGCCUAACAUUCGUUAUAUUCUCAUCUCGCCGUUGACACCGCCUGUAUCUACUGUGGUGGCACCAGCAUUGGGUUACAAAAUUUGGAGUAAAUCUAGGGAAGAUUAUCAGGAGGUCAUUGCGAAGCAUGCAUGCCUUGCUAUUUAUGGAGACCAGGAUAUAUUUUCCUCGGCAAAGAAGAUCCGAGACUGGUCCGAUCAACUCAAGGCAGCGCCUACGUCACGAUUUACCAGCGUCGAGGUUGCUGGCGCAGGGCACUUUUGGGCCGAACCAGACGUCGAAGUCAGAUUGAGGUCGGCGUUGGAAGAGUGGGAACACGAUAUACGGUAGCAUCUGCUUGAGUAUAUAUAGCAUUAUAUCUCCUACCAGGUCCUGGAUACCAGCUUUGCAUAG
Messenger RNA from Pyrenophora tritici-repentis Pt-1C-BFP, 1372 nucleotides. RefSeq lists its product as uncharacterized. NCBI's taxonomy places the organism in Eukaryota, Fungi, Ascomycota, Dothideomycetes, Pleosporales, Pleosporaceae. The record is from RefSeq and is a predicted model, not a curated record.